AUGGUGGAGUCCUGCAUAUCUCAAUUCCAUAACCACAACUUCUUGCAAGUUGCCUGCGAACUUGGGAAAUUUCUUAAUGGCUCUUCGUUUCCGAAUUUAAUCCAUCUGGAUCUUGCUGCAGCUGGACUCCAUGGGAGCAUCCCGCCAGAGAUCGGCACUCUUUCGAAGCUCACUUACCUCGACCUCUCUCAUAAUUAUCUUUCAGGUGAGUUACCUCUUUCACUAAGAAACCUCUCCCAAUUGGUGGUGCUUGACAUUUCUUUUAAUGAUAUUCAAGAUUCCAUACCGUCAGAAUUAGGCAAUUUAAACACACUUGUUGCACUAAACUUGAGCGUCAACAUCUUGUACGGUCUAAUCCCUUCAUCACUUGGUCUUUUAACCAACCUCACUCAUUUGGAUAUUUUUGCCAAUCAAAUCAAUGGCCAGUUGCCACUUUCAAUCACAAGCCUCACCCAUUUAAUGGAGUUUGACGCUUCUUCUAAUGAAAUUAAUGGUUCCAUUCCAAUCCACAUAGGAAAGCUGAAAAAUCUUCAAUUCUUGUUCUUGCCCAGAAAUAUGCUUGAUGGACCACUUCCAUUAAGUCUUGGUCCACUAUCCAAAUUAACUGCUCUCUCACUUGAUUCAAACAAUAUCAGUGGCUCAAUUCCUUCGGAAAUAGGGAAAAUGACCAACCUUACUUAUCUAGACCUUGGUAAGAACAUGCUUAAUGGAUCACUUCCAUCAAGUCUUGGUCAACUAUCCAAAUUAACUGCUCUCUCACUUGAUUCAAACAAUAUCACUGGCUCAAUUCCUCCGGAAAUAGGGAAAAUGACCAACCUUGCUCGCCUAGAUCUUCAUGAAAAUAUGCUUAUGAGACAGCUGCCUCCGAUUCUGGGGCUAGUGAACCUGUUUUAUCUCGACUUAAGUGUAAAUAUGUUCAAUGGACAACUCCCUCCAGAAAUCGGAUAUCUGAAAAAUGUGGAAUCAUUGCUGCUUGGUGAUAACUGA
This is a messenger RNA of Ziziphus jujuba (common jujube), 987 nucleotides long. Its product is annotated as probable leucine-rich repeat receptor-like protein kinase At1g35710. Gene Ontology annotation, molecular function: protein binding. The coding region runs from base 1 to 987 and encodes 328 amino acids. The transcript has 2 exons. Lineage: Eukaryota; Viridiplantae; Streptophyta; Magnoliopsida; Rosales; Rhamnaceae. The record is from RefSeq and is a predicted model, not a curated record.